AUGAGGCAUAGUCUACUCUUCGCCGUGGCAACUCUAACAUCAAUCGCUCAGGUGCGUUCACUCAACAUACCGCGGGACAACUUCGUCGAGGGUGGUGAUGAAUUUGGGUUGACGAGAAAGCAGGGCGCGGCUGUCGACAAGAGACAAAACAUCAACAUCGAUGGAAGCGGAAACGUCAACGUAGAGGGUGCCAACGCGGGCGCGGUUGAAGUGAAGACGGUGAACCUUGGAAAUGCUGGAUCUCUGAACAAGGGAGCGAAUGGAGGAGGAUCGGGACAGGGCAACCUCAUCGCCGGCAUCUUGGACGCUCUCAACGGUGGCAGCAGAAACAACCAGGGCAACCGCAAUAAGCCGAACAACGCUUGUCCUCCAGCUCCUCCAGCGCCGCCGCCGGUCACUGUCACGAAGACGAUCUACCAGAAUGCCUCAGUACCUGCGCCGUUGACGGUCUUCGUUACGCAGGCUCCUCCGCCUCCACAGAUCAUCACGCAGUUGGUCACGCAAACGCCGCCCGCUGCUGCUCCGCCUCCGCCUCCGGCUGCUCCCCCAGCUGCUCCUCCUGCGGCCCAGCCUGCUGCUCCGGCCCCCGCAGCACCGCCAGCUGCUCCUGCGGCAUCGAAGGCGCCUCUGGUCAUUCCGGGACCUCCUCCGACAGAUCCAUUCGCUGGCUUGAAAUCGAACCCGCCCCCUGCGGCGGCUCCUGCGGCCACCCCGCCUCCCGCAGCAGCUCAACCUGCUCCGGCUCCCGCUGCCCCUCAACCCCCGGCUGCCCCCCUCGUGGGCAACGCGCCCGCUGUCAGCAAGCCGUCCGCCUCCGUCAACCUUGGCGGCCUCAACGGCAACGGCGCUGCCAACCAGCCCGCUGCAGCAACGCCCGUCGCUCCGAUCGCCGCGAACCCCGCUCAACCCCAGGUCGCCGUCAGCGGCCUUGCAUUGACAAGGUCUCUUCAGCUCGGCAAUCUCUUGCAGGCGACUGCCCAACUCCAGGCUCGUGCGACGCCCCCAGCUUAA
Messenger RNA from Colletotrichum costaricense, 1011 nucleotides. RefSeq lists its product as uncharacterized. The transcript has 3 exons. Bases 1 to 1011 code for a protein of 336 amino acids. The record is from RefSeq and is a predicted model, not a curated record. NCBI's taxonomy places the organism in Eukaryota, Fungi, Ascomycota, Sordariomycetes, Glomerellales, Glomerellaceae.